Messenger RNA from Syngnathus acus (greater pipefish), 1740 nucleotides. Its product is annotated as chondroitin sulfate N-acetylgalactosaminyltransferase 1-like. NCBI's taxonomy places the organism in Eukaryota, Metazoa, Chordata, Actinopteri, Syngnathiformes, Syngnathidae. Gene Ontology annotation, cellular component: Golgi cisterna membrane. Gene Ontology annotation, molecular function: glucuronosyl-N-acetylgalactosaminyl-proteoglycan 4-beta-N-acetylgalactosaminyltransferase activity. The record is from RefSeq and is a predicted model, not a curated record. The coding region runs from base 8 to 1603 and encodes 531 amino acids. The transcript is spliced from 9 exons.
GACAGCCAUGUUUAAACGAUGGCUGCUGGCCCUGCUGGCCCGGGUGGGCUUGGUGGCGGCGGGCCUCUGCUGCUGUGCGGCUCUGUUCUACCUGCUGGUCUGCAGACCCUCAUCCAGAGACCCCCGGCGAGACCCCUUGUGGUCGUCGGGGACCACCAGCAAGGAAGGCUACAUGGCGCUGCUCCAGGAGAGGGAAGACUCCCACAGGCAUUACAUUGACAGCCUGGGCAAGCAGAUAGCGCAGCUCAAGGAGGCUCUCCAGGCGCGGACUCUCCAGCUCCAGGAGUCACUGGACAAAGCCAAAAUUAAAGGCAUUCUGCCUCAGGGCCUGGAGAGUCUGCACAAAACCCCCACGCAGUCCGACCUGAAGGAGUUCUUCCGCUCACAGCUGAACCAUGCCGAGGUCAACACGGGCGUGACGCUACUCAAUGAAUACGUCUUAAUCCCAUUUGACACUUUUACACUGCGGAGGGUGUACCAGUUGGAGACGGGUCUGACCAGGCACCCCAUGGAGAGGCCUGUGAGGAAGGACUGCAGAGAUGAGCUGAUAGGCAGCAUGGAGACAGCACUGCAUGUCCUCAAUGGACCUCAGCAACACGUGGACACCAGCAGGAGAAAGCGCACUUUCUCCCCGUCAGACUUCAUCGAGGGGCUGACCCGCACCGAACGGGACCGAGGUACUGUGUACGAGUUGAUGUUCAAAGGCGACGGGCCGCGGGACUACGCCAAGACGGUUCUCUUCAGGCCUUUCGGGCCUUUGGUUAAAGUGAAGAGCGAGCUAGUGGACACACGCAGCAUGCUCAUCAACAUCAUUGUACCGCUUUCCAAGAGGGCGGAUACAUUCCGCCAUUUUGUUCACAACUUCAGAGAGGUGUGCAUCCAGCAGGAUGGUAGGGUCCAUCUCACAGUGGUCUACUUUGGCCAUGAGCAGAUUGACCAGGUGAAAGCCAUCCUGGAUCAGACAACCAGGGAGACCCGCUUCAGAAGCUUCACGCUGAUCCAGCUCAAUGAGGAGUUCUCACGUGGGCGGGGCUUAGAAGUGGGUGCCAGAGCCUGGAGGCGAAGUCAAAACGUCCUGAUGUUUUUCUGUGACGUAGACAUCCACUUCACAGCAGACUUCUUGACUUCCUGUCGCCUCAAUGCAGAGCCUGGCAAAAAGGUGUACUACCCGGUCCUCUUCAGCCAGUACAAUCCAUCUAUCAUCUACAGUAAUUACACUCAUGUACCAUCUAUCCAGGAACAACUGGUGAUAAGUCGCGACACAGGUUUCUGGAGAGAUUUUGGCUUUGGGAUGACAUGCCAGUACAGGUCGGACUUCCUCAACAUAGGUGGUUUUGACCACAGCAUUAAAGGUUGGGGUCUGGAGGACGUGCACCUCUACAGGAAGUACCUGCACAGCAAACUGAUGGUGGUGCGAGCCCCGUCACGUAGUCUCUUCCACUUGUGGCAUGAGAAGAUGUGCAGCGAUGAGCUGCCGCCGGACAAGUACCAGAUGUGCAUGCGGACCAAGGCCAUGAGCGAGGCCUCGCACGGCCAACUGGGAGAGCUGCUCUUCAAAGCUGACAUCCAAGCGCACCUCGAAAGGAAUGGAAGACGCUCAUGAAGGGCUGCACAUUGAACUCUUAAUUUUAAUUUUGUACUCGGAUUAACGGAGAUGUGUGUUAUAUAGUAAUGCUUUGAGAUCCAAAUUUAAUUUGAUUCUCCAAUCAUCUUUCACCAUUAAAAUGAAUGGAAGCCUAC